Molecule: messenger RNA, 965 nt
Organism: Rubroshorea leprosula
Lineage: Eukaryota; Viridiplantae; Streptophyta; Magnoliopsida; Malvales; Dipterocarpaceae
Source: the annotation of a GenBank genome assembly
CAUUUCUUGAGAAAAUUGGUGACCAAGCUUGGGAUUUCUUCUUCUUUUCUUGUUAAAUCAUAAGAUUUGGGGCUUAGAAUCUCUCUCUCAACCUAGAAAAUCCCGGAUCUACUGUUACCUUCUCCUUCCUUUUGCCGUCAGUUGCUGCUGUGGGUAGUGGGUUCGGUUUUUCUAGUAAGCAACAGCCAUUAAUCCAUCUUUUCUCACUUGAAUUGGCUUGGGUUAACUUUGAUUUCCCUUGGUUCCUUCCAAUUUCGAGUAGCCGUGAGUUUCCCUGCAGAUUGCCGCCAACCUUCCCCCAAACUGCAGUCCAGUUUUUGCUGGGAAAAUUGUGGUUCUUGAUCGUUCUGUCACCGUAGCACUUGGGUUAAGUCUUCGGUUUUAUGCGAGUGAGUGGGAGGUUUAUAAACGCUAACACAUGUCGACAUGUUUACUGAUAUAACCGGUUCAUCUUGCCAAUGGGCGAAUACAUUGGUAAUUACUGACGGCUGCCAGUGGGAGUUUGUAAACACUGGAAGUGAAGUUAAGGACGGGGAAAACGAGGGGAGUGACGAGUUAGAAGGCUAGCCAUCUUGUAAAGUGAGCAUAGAUUGUAAAAAUAGAUCAUGAUCUUGUAAACUAGAGUUUAAUUGGAGAUUUUAUAAAUUCAUUUAAUGGAUUGUUAGUUUACAAGAGAUUUGACCUUGAGAUCGAAGUGAAGUUAAGGACAGGGAAAACGAGGGGAGUGACGAGUUAGAAGGCUAGCCAUCUUGUAAAGUGAGCAUAGAUUGUAAAAAUAGAUCAUGAUCUUGUAAACUAGAGUUUAAUUGGAGAUUUUAUAAAUUCAUUUAAUGGAUUGUUAGUUUACAAGAGAUUUGACCUUGAGAUUGUGAGCUUAAGUCAUGUUGGACAUAGAAUUAUUUUGAGAUAAUUGAUUUGAGUUAUUGGGUUGUCAAAUGUGAAUGGAAUAAGUUCCGAGCCUUGUG